This is a messenger RNA of Pelodiscus sinensis (Chinese soft-shelled turtle), 1602 nucleotides long. NCBI's taxonomy places the organism in Eukaryota, Metazoa, Chordata, Testudines, Trionychidae. The record is from RefSeq and is a predicted model, not a curated record.
GCCUGCUCCGCUGAGCGGGCCCAGGCUCCCAGGGCUGGUGGGAUCCCCUCCCGCAGGGACAGGGUCGCCAACCCCUUCCCAGGUGUCCGGUUUGGAGCUUUCUGUUGGGGAAACGAAUUGAAACAAUAUAAAUGAGAAAAUAGAAAUGUCCGGUAUUUUCUAAAUCAGAUGUAAUGGAGAUUGUGAUGUACUGUCAAGUGUGUCUGGUAUUUUUGUUGAAACCGCCUGGCAACUCUACCAAUCUUCUGGGGCUGCUUCCACCUUUCCCUGUGGGGCAUGAGCCUGUGGGACCCCAUGAUCACUACAUUACCUGGUUUAUACUUGAUGUCUGUUGGAAUAGUGAAACCUGCAGUUUGGCUCUUUGGAUGGUCUGGAAGUAUAGUGUGCUCCACAGGAAUGCUCCGUUUUAUUAACCUCCUUUUCAGUGUUGGAAACUUCUACUUACUGUAUUUGCUUUUAUGCAAGAUACAUAAUAAAAACAAGACUGUGUCUGGUUUCCAGAGAAUCUUAUCUACCGUAACCCUUUCAGUAUUCCCUACUCUUUAUUUUUUUACAUUCCUUUAUUAUACAGACACAGGAUCAGUAUUUUUUACUUUGUUUGCAUAUUUAAUGUGCCUUUAUGGUAAUCAUAAAACUUCUGCCCUACUUGGGUUUUGUGGCUUUAUGUUUCGUCAGACAAAUAUUAUAUGGACAAUUUUUUGUGGGGGAAGUGUUGUUGCACAACAGCUAAGUGAAGCCUGGAAGACAGAAUCACAGAAGAAGAAAGAAGAAAGAAUUACAAAGGGAUCAUUUUCAGAAUUAAUCAAAGUAUUACAGUUUCUUACUGAGUAUAUCAUGUCACUUAAAAACGUAGUAACUCUUAUUAUUUUGACCUGGCCAUACAUCCUCUUAGUAAUUGUGUUCUUUGCUUUUGUGGUAAUCAAUGGUGGAAUAGUUGUUGGUGACAGAAGUAGCCAUGAAGCCUGUUUCCACGUUCCUCAGCUGUUCUACUUCUUUUCCUUUACUCUGUUUUUUUCUUUUCCUCAUCUAAUGACCCCGAAUAAAACGGGAAAUUUCCUUCAAUGUGUACGGAAGCACUUGAUUCAAUAUAGCAUGCUCGUUGCUAUCUCUUUAUUCCUGGUCUGGAAAUUUACAUAUGUUCAUAAAUACUUGAUUGGGGAUAACAGACAUUACACAUUUUAUGUAUGGAGAAAAGUCUUCCAAAGACAUGACCUUGUGAAAUAUAUAUUUGUUCCUGCCUAUGUAUUUGCUGGCUGGAGUUUGGCUGAUUCACUGAAAUCAAAAUCUGUUUUCUGGAACUUAUUAUAUUUUGUAUGUGUGUUUGCUGUCACAGUUCCUCAGAAACUACUAGAAUUUCGUUACUUCAUUUUACCAUUUUUAAUAUAUAGGCUCAAUAUUCCAGUUCCACCUCUUUCCAGGCUUCUUCUUGAGCUGGCUUUUUAUGUUGUUGUGAAUGCAAUAACUUUUCAUCUCUUUCUGAACAAAACUUUUCAGUGGCCAAAUAGUGAAGAAAUCCAGAGGUUUAUGUGGUGAUUUGGUACUCUUAAGAAAACUCAAUUCUGUGCCUUUUCUGCAAUUUACAUGUGAAUACAGAACCUGAAA